Messenger RNA from Cannabis sativa, 1526 nucleotides. RefSeq names its product magnesium transporter MRS2-I. Gene Ontology annotation, cellular component: membrane. The transcript is spliced from 9 exons. The coding region runs from base 6 to 1280 and encodes 424 amino acids. Gene Ontology annotation, biological process: transmembrane transport; magnesium ion transport. NCBI's taxonomy places the organism in Eukaryota, Viridiplantae, Streptophyta, Magnoliopsida, Rosales, Cannabaceae. Gene Ontology annotation, molecular function: magnesium ion transmembrane transporter activity. The record is from RefSeq and is a predicted model, not a curated record.
AUUAAAUGGGAGGUGAAGGUGAAGGAGGAGAUGGGGCUUUGUUGGUGGAGAGCCUGCUGGGUUCUGUCCUCCUCACCAAGAAAACCCCAGUUUCUAGCAGGUGGGUGUUGGUGGAGAAGUGUAGUGGGAAAGCAAGUGUAUUGGAUAUGGACAAGUUUGCCAUUAUGCGCCGAGUUCAUAUCAACGCUAGAGACCUUAGAAUUCUAGAUCCUCUCUUAUCAUAUCCUUCUACCAUUCUAGGCAGAGACAAAGUCAUUGUCCUCAAUUUGGAGCACAUCAAAGCAAUUAUCACAGCACACGAGGUGUUGCUUAGAGAUCCAUUGGAUGAUAAUGUGAUCCCUAUUGUAGAGGAACUUCAAAGAAGGUUACCUUUAACAACAAGUGCAACUCCCAAAGUCCAUGGCCAAGAAGAAGAAGAGGAAGAAGAGCAACCCUCCUCUGCAACAACAACAGGGGUAAGAGAUGAAACCGAAACCAGUGAAGAAAAUGAAUUCCCAUUUGAGUUUUGGGCAUUAGAAGUUGCACUUGAAGGUAUUUGUAGCUUUCUUGAUGCUCGUACAAGAGAAUUAGAAGCAGAAGCUUAUCCAGCUUUAGACGAGCUCACCUCCAAGAUUAGCAGCAGAAAUUUGGAUAGAGUGCGUAGACUAAAAAGUUCAAUGACAAGAUUAACAAAUCGAGUCCAAAAGGUAAGGGAGGAACUAGAACAACUUCUUGAUGAUGAUGAUGAUAUGGCAGACCUUUACUUAUCAAGAAAGUUGUUUAUGAGUACAACAACAACAACAUCAUCUUAUUGUUCAGCAUCACCAGGAAGAAGUGGUCCUCUCAAUUGGUCUCCUACUACUACAAAUACAAAUACAAAUACAAAUAAUACAAUAGGCUCAAAGAUAUCAUCCAGAACAAGUACUAGUAUUCAACAGGAGAAUGAUGUUGAAGAGCUUGAAAUGCUGCUAGAGGCAUAUUUUAUGCAAAUUGAUGGGACACUAAACAAGUUGACAACGCUGCGUGAAUACAUUGAUGACACUGAAGAUUACAUAAAUAUUCAGCUUGACAAUCAUAGAAAUCAACUAAUUCAGCUGGAGCUGUUCCUUUGUUCUGGGACUGUUUGUUUGUCUGUAUAUUCUUUGGUGGCUGCCAUUUUUGGUAUGAACAUCCCUUAUACUUGGAAACAAGGUCAUGCCUAUGUCUUCAAAUGGGUGGUCAUCCUCACCGGAAUACUGUGUGCCUCUAUUCUUCUUUCAAUACUUUCAUAUGCUCGCCACAAAGGUCUUCUUGGAUCUUAAUUAAAUAUUAUUAUUAUUUAUAUUAUACCCCUUCUCUUCUCUUUAACUAAUUUAAUGCAAAUUUAAUUGUUUUCCUUUUACCAUCAUAAUAAAUACAUUUGUAUCAAUAUUUUUACAAAUUAUAUUCAUAUCAUCAUAUUUAUGUUUAUAUACAAGUUUGUAAAUGAUUGAUUUAUUUAUGGACGGGCAACUAAGUAUUUUGUAUUAUUUAUGUUGAAAUUUUAUAUGGAUGAGAAUUACUGAAAA